Ochotona curzoniae (black-lipped pika) is the source of this 1200-nucleotide messenger RNA. RefSeq names its product signal sequence receptor subunit 3 (gene SSR3). The transcript is spliced from 5 exons. Bases 77 to 676 code for a protein of 199 amino acids. Gene Ontology annotation, cellular component: membrane; endoplasmic reticulum. The record is from RefSeq and is a predicted model, not a curated record. Lineage: Eukaryota; Metazoa; Chordata; Mammalia; Lagomorpha; Ochotonidae. Gene Ontology annotation, biological process: SRP-dependent cotranslational protein targeting to membrane.
GCCGCCCGGGCGGGACGGAGGCCUGAGCUGGUGCGGCGUCCUGUGCGGCCUUCCCGGUCCGCGCUCCCGCUCCGCCAUGGCCCCCAAAGGCGCCUCCAAGCAGCAGUCCGAGGAGGACCUGCUGCUGCAGGACUUCAGCCGCAACCUCUCGGCCAAGUCGUCCGCGCUCUUCUUCGGGAACGCGUUCAUCGUGUCCGCCAUCCCCAUCUGGCUGUACUGGCGAGUCUGGCAUAUGGACCUCAUCCAGUCAGCUGUGCUCUAUAGCGUGAUGACCCUGAUCAGCACCUACUUGGUGGCCUUCGCCUACAAGAACGUCAAGUUUGUUCUCAAGCACAAGGUAGCACAGAAGAGGGAGGAUGCUGUUUCCAAGGAAGUGACUCGGAAACUUUCGGAAGCCGACAACAGGAAGAUGUCUCGGAAGGAAAAGGACGAAAGGUUGGACUCUUACGGUGUUUGUGGUCAUCGGAAGAGGAAUGCAAUCUUGUGGAAGAAGAAUGAAGUCGCUGAUUACGAAGCUACAACAUUCUCCAUCUUCUAUAACAACACUCUGUUCCUGGUCCUGGUCAUUGUAGCCUCCUUCUUUAUUUUGAAGAACUUCAACCCCACAGUGAACUACAUUUUAUCCAUCAGUGCUUCCUCCGGACUCAUCGCCCUCCUGUCCACUGGCUCCAAGUAGACCACGGCAGCUUAGUCCCCGGCUCUGUAGCCGCGGGUGGCCUGCGGUACAGGGUGGUCAGGGUGGGAGGCACACAAGAUGUUUUUCUAGUCUGGAGUUUGAGGGCUUAUUUAAAAAACUCUCCAGAAUGUAAUCCAGUAUUUGUUUAUUGGCUCUUUUUGACAGUUGUUUAAAUUAAAUAAUCAAAAGGGAGACUCCAAGUACCAGGACAUUUAUUAAAAGGCAAGAAGUAUCUCACAAUGUGUAAUAAUUACACAAGUGGGGAAAGUCACUCGUUUCCUUGGUCUGUCAGAGGUCACUGUAACCUGGGUGAGGCUGUUAUUAUUUAUAAUAGUAGCAAGAAGUUAAUAACAGGUUCUCUGUGUUCCCAGCACAGUAUUAUGACUUUGUAGAAACCAUAAAUAUCAGAAUGAAUCCUCUUCCCAGGGGACUGGACAGAAGCUUCGUGUUGACACCUCUCUGAAUUUCUCAUUUGAAGUAACUCAAUAUUAAAAAUGUGGUUUUUCUAAUUUGUGGAUGCAAAA